AUGAAAAAGGCAUGGAAGGCCGAACAGGAAAAACAGGAAGAAAGGCUUGAGCGGAAGAUGACCGCAAUGUUGGAACGAUCUAUGAGGACUACGCUCACUGGCACAGGUCUAAGCUAUGAUGAUUUGUGCAUGCAUCCCAAUUUGGAUUUACCCGAAGGCUUCAAAGUACCCCGUUUCGAAUUGUUUAACGGGACGGGCAAUCCUAAAGCGCACCUGCGGGCCUACUGCGACCAAUUGGUCGGUGUCCGAGACAAUCAAGCGCUCAUCAUGAGGUUGUUCAGUCGGAGUUUGAUAGGAGAAGCCUCAGAAUGGUUCACGGCGCAAGAUAUACGCCGUUGGGUCACAUGGGAAGACAUGGCUGCUGCUUUCAUGGAAAGAUUCCGCUUUAAUAUGGAGACGGUGCCAGAUAGAUAUUAUUUGGAGAAAGUAAAACAGAAGUCCACCGAGAACUUCCGCGAAUAUGCAAGCAGGUGGAGAACAGAGGCUGCCCGAGUACAACCUCCUAUGGGCGAAGAAGAACUUGUGUCGGUUUUUAUCCGUUCACAAGAAACAGACUUCUAUGAUAGAAUGCUUUCAAUGGCGGGGAGACCUUUCUCUGAAUUGGUCAAAAUGGGCGAGGCCAUAGAAGACGGUCUCAAAACCGGCCGAAUCAUAAGCAUGACUGGAAAACCCGUUGGUUCAGGCUCUACCGGGUUCGCACGCAAGAAGAAAGAAGACGUGGCUAGCAUAUCCCACACCCCUAAACCCAAAAGAAGGGAAGAUUUCCCGAUGGAAGCAUAUGCUUCACCUCCUCCAAAUACCUACGUACCCACCCCUUACAACACGGUGCCCAUAUAUUACGCGCAACCAACUUUCCAAUCACUACCCCAAAACUACCAAGCUCCACCAAAUGCCUUCCAAUCACCUCCCCCAAAUUACCAAGCUCCACAGCCAAAUUAUCAAACUCCCCACCUAUUUACGUAA
Molecule: messenger RNA, 963 nt
Organism: Lycium ferocissimum
Lineage: Eukaryota; Viridiplantae; Streptophyta; Magnoliopsida; Solanales; Solanaceae
Exons: 1
Coding region: 1-963 (320 amino acids)
Source: RefSeq, a predicted model, not a curated record